UUCACGUGCCUCGGCGACACGUCGCUAGCGCUUUGUUGCCUUUGACGUUUGACACAUCACAUUAGUUGUAGUCAGCAACGCUUUGACUAUUGGACAGUAAUCGCCACAAGGAAAACGACCUUGUCUGCAACACAACUGAGUAGGACUUGAACGCAACGCCCGUUCAGGGCCGCGAAACAUUCAGACGGGUGUCGCUCGUCGCUUGCCGCCUGGACAAUGUUGCCAGGGGCGACUCUUACGUCGCCCGUACGAGCACCACUGCAUGCUGGACAUGGCGCCAUGCUAGCCAGUCCAACCGGGCGUACUGCCACCCCCCGACUCGCCCGCAAGCAUGCGGGCCGGGCGUUGUGGGUUCCAGCCGCUGCAGCUGAGGCACAUCUUCCUGCAAAUGAGGCGACAUUACACACGGUUCAGAGCGGCGAGACACUGGCGCAGAUAGCGCUGGCGUACGGAGUGUCCGUGGAGCAAAUCCAGGAGGCCGCUCCCAAGGGCCGCACCAAGCGCGCAUCCUCCCUGCGCCAGGACUCCGCGCUGCAGGCGGGACAGCAGCUGGUCGUGGCCAGCGAGCAGCGGGCCAGCGCUGCGGCGCCGGGGGCGGCGGCGGGCGGCGUGGCGGGCUUCCUGGGCCAGCACGGCCCAGCGAUGGCGGCGUGUGUGGGUGGCGCGCUGCUGGCGGCUAGGGCGGUCAAGGCCCUGUCGCCCAAGGCGGAGGCCAAGGCGGCGCCAGCGCCGACGGCUGCGGAGCCGGCACCGGCUGCUGCAAACGCGCCGUCCGCGGUGGCGCAAGUCCGCGCGCUGCUGCAGGACGCAGCGGUGGAGAUGCAGGCCGUGGAGGCGGCGCUGGCGGCGGUCCGGCGCGCAUCCGCGUCGCCGCCCUUGGCGGAUGUGCCCGCGGCCGCUGCGGCAGUGGCGGCACCGGAGCAGGCUGCUCCUACCGUGGAGGCUGCCGCUGCGCCUGCGCUCGCUGCUGAGCCCACCAUUGAGGCCGCCGCCCCUGCUGAGGAGGUGGCUGCACCUGCCGCACCGGGGACCGCGGAGGCGCCCGCGGCCGUGGCGGCUGAGGGCACCGUUGAGGCGGCCGCCGCUGAGAGCACCGUCGAGGCGGCCGCUGGGGGCACCGUUGAGGCGGCCGCCGCCGAGGCCGCCGCCGUGCCUGCCGCUGAGGCGCCCGCUCCCACCGCCGCCGCUCCCACCAAUGCUGCCGCACCCGACGCCAUGAUCGAGGAGACGGCGGCCCUGGACACGUCGGCCCAGGUGGCGGCGGCGCGUGUUCGUGUGCAGGCGGCCCUGGAGGCCGCGCGGGCCCUCAUGCUGUCCGUGCCUCUGCCCGCGGAGGGAGUGGCGGCGGCGCCUGGCGUGGCCGGCGCUGACGGGGGCGCUGCGCUGGCGGCGGCGCAGCUGCCUGUGAUGGCGGCUGAGGCGCUGGAGGUAGUGGUUCGGCCCAUGGGCGUGGAGGCGGCGGGGCAGGUGCUGGACCGCAUCCGUAGCAUCAAUCAGAUCCUGGAGCAGGAGCAACAGCGCGCCGAUGCGCAGCGCGUGUCGUCCAGUGUGGAGGUGGCGGCGGCGGUGGAGACCACCGCCGAGGUGGUUGACGGCGCCGCCAGGGCUGCAGCGGAAGCAACUGCCGCCGCCGCCGAGGCCGCGCCCAAGGCGGUCGCCGAGGCCGCCGCACCCGCCGUCGAGGCGGUGGGCAUCCUGACCCGGGCCGCCGUCGACGCCACGGCCGCAGCGGCGGAGUCCGCGCCGGAGCAGGUGGCCGACGCGGCGAAGGAAGCGGUGGCGGCAGCGGCCAGGGCCGCCAAUGACACCGUGGCGGCGGCGGUGGACGCCGCCAUAGGUCUAGCCGGCAGCGCCGCCGCCACCACACAGGAGGCGGUGGCGGCGGUGACGGGGGCGGCCGUCAGCCUGACGGCCUCCUUCGAGGAGACCACCGACGCCGCGCCCAAGGCUGUAGCAGAGGCCGCGGACGCGGCUGUAGCCGCCGUCAACGCGCUGGCGCAGGCCGCCAUGGAUGCCACAACCUUCGUCACCGGCGCGGCGCCCGACGCCGUCGCAGACGCGGCGAAGGAGGCGGUGGCGGCGAUGGGCAAGGCCGCCACCGACGCGGCCAAGGGCGCGGCGGACAGUGCUGUCGGGCUCGCCACCGCCGCCGCCGACUCCACCAACGAGGCCGUCGCUGGCGCGGCCGAGGCCGCCAUCAGCGCGGCGGCGGCCGCCGCCGCCGCAGUGCUGCCGGCGGCGGAUGUCGCCGCCGCCGGCGGCCCUGCGCAGGUGGUGCUGAGCGACAAGGUGGUGUACGACCCGCCCUCGCCCGAGGCCGCGGCGGCGCGCAUGAGUGAGCGCGCCGGCAGCGUGUUGCAGUCGCUGGACCUGUUGAUCGCGUCCUUUGAGGGCCUGUCCGACUCCGACGAGCAGGCGCUGGCGGAGGUGGUGGCGGCGGGCGAGGCCAAGGCAGCCGCCACGGCCGCGGCGACCGCGGCCGCGGCGGUGCUGGAGGCGGGCGGAGCCGAUGACGGGCUGCUGCCGCCGCCUGUGGCGCCGGCGGCGCCAGUCAAGGUGCCGCCGUCCUUCGCCGCCGCCGCCGACAGCAGCACCACCGCCAACCUGGUCCUCAACCUGCCGCCCGUGCCCACGCCUGCGCCCGCCGCUGCGCCCGCGCCGUCACCCGUCAGCAUGCCCGCACCCAAGCCUGUGCUCGUGGCUGCCGCCGCUGCUACUGCCGCAUUUGCGCCUGCUACUGCCGCUGCUGCUACUGCCCAGCCUACUGCUGCGGCGGCGCCGUCUGCGGCGGUGCGCGCGGCGGCGAUUGCAGAGAUGCUGGCGCCGCUGCGGCCUAGCGUGCCGGGGCCGGUGCUGGACCGGCUGGCGCAGCUGAUGCUGCUGAUGCCUCAGGACCAAGUGCAGGAGCUGUCGGGAGCCAUCUCCGAUUCUGCCGGCGCAGCCGCCGCCGCCCCGGCCGCAGCUGCCGUGCCCAAGGAGGCCGCUGGCAGGGCCGCCCAGAUGCCUGCGGACCCGUGGCAGGGCGUGCCGCCCGCCAUCGUGGCGGCCCUCAACCGCAUCUACAACGUCUCCAUAGGCGAGGAGCCCGCCACCGCGCCCGGCGCCGUGCGUGGCAUGCUGCCCCCCUCGCCCGUGGCCCAGCGCCCCCUGCUGCCGCCCAGCCCCCAGCGCGCCGCGCUGCCAGCCACCGUCACCGCGCCCUCCACAUCCGUGACCGCGACCGCGACCGCGACCGCCGGCAACCCCAUCGCCAGCAUGCAAUUCCAGCCGCAGUCGCAGCCCCAGCCGCAGGCGCCCGCGUCCUCAUCCUCGCCGCCGCCGCCCUCCUCCCCGCAGCCCAACCCCACGCUGCAGCGCGCAGUGGCGGCCGCCGCCGCGCGCACCGCCGGCCCCGCUGGCGUCCCCGCCCCCGCCGGCCCGGACGCCGCCGCCACGCUGGUGCACCUCAAGUCGGGGCUGCUGGAUCUCGUGUACGGCACAGCGCGUGGCGUGCACGCGGCGCCGGUGACGCGGGCGGCCAUUGAGGAGUUCGUGUCGGCGCUGGAGGCACGCAACCCGCACAGCGUGCCCACAGAUGCCGUGUCAGCUCUGGCGGGUCGCUGGAAGCUUGUGUACACGAGCAACGUGGGCACGGUGAUGCUGCUGGGGGCGCUGGACAACCUGCCGCUGGUGGACGUGGGCGACGUGUGCCAGACCAUCGACCCCGUCACCCUCACAGCCACCAACAAGAUCGACAUCGCGGUGCCGGUGCUGCUGUCGCUGAGGGCCGAGGCGGGCCUGGAGGUGCGCUCGCCGCGGCAGUUCAAGGUGCAGUUCACCCGCGUGGGCCUGGACACAUUCAUCCGCACGCCGCAGCUCACGGCCGCGCUCGAGAUCCCCGAGUCGGUCACGGUGCUGGGCGCCACUCUGGACCUGGGCCCGCUGCGGCGCCUGGUGGAGCCCAUCAACAGCGGGCUGGAGGCGGCUCAGGACCUGCUGGGGCGCGCGGUGUCACCCGAGUUCGGCGUCAGCCAGGUGCCCAUGCCGCCCGGCAUUUCUCCCGGUGCGCUGUCCUCCGCCGCCAGCCUGUGGAUGCUGACCACCUACCUGGAUGACAACCUGCGCAUCAGCCGCGACGACGAGGGCCGCGUGUUCGUCAUGCUCAAGGACGUGGCGUGGCCCGGCCCAGACACCGUGCCCAAGUCCCCCCGGUGACUGCCUGUCUCCCGCGCCUGACACCUUGGCUUCAGCCGUACUGGCGUGUACGGGAUGAAUAUGGCCUUGAUGCCGUGAACGUGACAAAGCGUGUGUCUGCCAGACUCGCCGAUUGACUGCACCGUGAUGCUCUCAAUAUAAAGUGCAACUUGCAGCAGCGGCCAUUCAUGGUGGCGUAUGUUAGGUGGCAGUCUUGGUUGCAUUCUUAGUUGCAGUGAGCGAACGUGCUUGCCUGGUUGCAGUACGGUGCCCCAAAAUGAACAUUGCGUUUCUGGACUACGGAAUAACCGCUUGAAGUUGUGAUGUUGUGCACUAUACAAUUUUUUCCAAUAACCAUUGGCACCAAUGGCGCGUUCGCGUCUGGCCAGUCUGGCGGCGUGUGAACAUCCAACCGGAAGCAAGGACUUAACUGUCAGUAAUGAGGGCAUGAGGCGUGGAUGAUUUGCAGGUUGCAGUGAUGCAAGAGGGUGUGGGGAAGCUACGGGGGAACUGCGCGAUGUAGCCUGUGUUGCGCAUCAGUGGAAUGCACAUGACAGUAUUUGUCAGGCGCUCUGAGAUGCCUGACGGCAAACUGCGCUGUCAGGGGUGCAAUGCACACAAUGGAGAAAAGA
This is a messenger RNA of Chlamydomonas reinhardtii, 4805 nucleotides long. RefSeq lists its product as uncharacterized. The coding region runs from base 280 to 4194 and encodes 1304 amino acids. The transcript has 16 exons. The record is from RefSeq and is a predicted model, not a curated record. Lineage: Eukaryota; Viridiplantae; Chlorophyta; Chlorophyceae; Chlamydomonadales; Chlamydomonadaceae.